AUGAUGAAUAAUAAUAUACUAGUUGACUCCGCCAGACCAAAAGUUUUACCGGGAGAAGAGUCUGUGCGAUCGUCUGAAGAUAACGCAUGUUUAGGUCAAAAAUAUAAAAACAGUUUUGAAAAUAAAUGUGUAAGAUGUCGCAAAACACAAACCGAAUUAUUAAUGGCUGGUUCCAAAUGCCGCACAUGCAGCAUUCAGGAACAUGCUGGAUGUGGUGCACGCCACGACUACGAACCAGCCGACGGUGAUAGUGGUGAUCGGGGAUCAUUAUCCCCAAAUGAUGGCCAGAACUCUGGGCCCAUGUUAUGGGCCCGUAACUUAGAUAGCUUGUUAGCUGAUCCUAACGGUGUAAAUCUUUUCCGGCAAAACUUGAAGCUGGAAGAAGAAACUGGACAAGGACAACAAUGCAGCAAGGUGCUUGAGUUUUGGCUAGCAUGUCAAGGGCUCUAUGGUCACACAGACCAAAAAGCUGAUAAGCUACGUUCUAUAAUUUACAAAAAACUGUUCCUAAAAGCAGAUUUAGGCGUAGAUGAAGAAUGUCGGAGGUAUGUCAUGCAGAGGGUUAAAGUAUCCACUGCCAACAAAACACCUCUUCCUAAAAAUCUGUUUGACGAAGCCCUUGUACAAGUAGAAAAAUUUCUAAAUGAUACACUGUAUCCGGCAUUCCUACAAUCUGAUACCUACAUCACUUAUAUUCGAUCACUGGAUUGUGGUAUUGAUUUUUAUGAUGGUAAAGUAGUGAACCACAUACCAGACACUGAAGAAAAAGUGGUGCCCUCAAGAUAUCAAGCACCUCCUGAUCGCAGUCAAACAUUGUUAACUCUUAAAGAAGAUGCUGAAUUAUCCAGCAAUGAACUUAAGCAAUCUAAAGACUUUCCCAUGAAAUUAACCCAGUCUCUUUUGCACAUGUCCCAAAAACAACGGUCUCAUCUGGAAAAAGGAGAGUUUUUACAAAGAGCAAAGACUUCAAAAAUGGGCAUCUACAACCCAAACCCUAGUACCCCUUAUCACCAAUCCUGGUGGGGUACAAAACCUAGAGCUACGCAUGUAUCUUACAAUCCAACUUCAGCUCAGGACAGUGAUCUGGCUAGUCUUAGCGAAGCGUCUGUUUCUACAGAUUGUUUAAGGAGGCAAUUGGCAGAGAUUCGUGAUCCAAAAAUAAUAGCCAAAAAAAGUGCUCAAUUAGAAAUGAAAGAAGUACAGAAAUAUGCUCGUAGGAAUGUUGAGGGUUCAAUGACUGCUACAAUCAUCCCCCGUACAAUGAGAGAACCCCAGUGCAAUAAACCAGCAAUGGAACCAAAGAUGUUUGCUUCUAUACUUACUGAAAAGUUAGAAAAAAUAAAAGUGGAACGUGAUAUUGAAGAGAAAUGGGAUAAUAAAAUGAUCAAAAAUCUUUCAGAGCUUAAGUUUGACAGCGAAUCUGGCAAAAUUGAUGAUCCCAAAAUGUUAGACGAAAUGUUUAGAGCAUCUUUAAAACUACCUGAGGGUAGUGACGAUGAAAUAUUAGAUCAACAUGUACAAAAAUACUUUAAAUCACCUCCUAAAUCACCUGAACAAUUGUUACACAGGCGACAAGGGUCAGGCAAAGUCAACCGGCCUGUUCAGCAAUUUGCCAGUACUUAUUUGGCAGCAGCUAAUCCUAAUUUGUCUAAACGCAGAGACAAAGAUAAUCGGGCAUCUGGGUACGACAGUGGUAAUUACACUGACUUUACAGCAGACAGUUCUGAACCGGGACGUCAUGUGCCUAAAAGUCGAUCUAUACCGGAUUAUCAAAAUUUUGUUCAAAAUCCAGAGCUCAGAGUGUCAAGUUUAGGACGUCAUACUUGGGGUAGCCGACGUACAAUGACUGACAGUGGAAUCAGUGUUGUAUCAGGACAAUCGCAAUUGCCUACCAAUGUCAACAAAACAAGAGAGGACAGGUCGACCAAUCGUUGCAUUGUAUGGCUUCAAGAGAGUCCAAUGUGUGGUGGUGAUGCACUUGCUGACUCAGGUCCAGCUUUUAGCUGGUGUACCGCGUCCGCUAAUACCACAACUACAAAAGCCUCUUCCCACGAUUGCGCCGACGUAGAUUGUGGUAGUAGUGGCUCCUGGACAAAUCACAUGCCCAAGCAGCCAUUUGUUGCCGACCCGAAUAUGCCACCACCACCUUUCCCCAAUACAGACAACCAGUUGAUAGAAGCCGGGCGUAGGCUCAACGACCAAAUGACGAAGAAGAAUCACAAACAGAGGACUUCUUCUUCAUCAUCUGGCCGUGGACUACCUGCAGAAGAAUCAGCUACACCGUCAACGUCUAGUACAAUAACAGCACCCCCAACCACAACUACUGUUAUGUACGAAUAUAACGAUGAAAAAUUCCCAUUCAGGAAGAGAAUAGCUGGUCAUCCAAUCACAUUAAAACAGUUUAUUGAAUGUAUGCCAAAGAAAGGACAUUACAGGUAUUUCUUUACUACUGAAUUUGAUGAAUCUCCAUCAACCCGCAUCCAAGAAGAAAUCACUGAUGACAAUCAGAUGUUGCCGCUAUGGAAGGGCAAAGUUAUGGCCAGCCUGAGACUUAUCGACUGA
Messenger RNA from Macrosiphum euphorbiae (potato aphid), 2562 nucleotides. The record is from the annotation of a GenBank genome assembly. NCBI's taxonomy places the organism in Eukaryota, Metazoa, Arthropoda, Insecta, Hemiptera, Aphididae.